AUACGACUUCAUCCGGUUACUAUGAAAAAUAUUAAGGAGAAUUCUCCGGCUAGAAAGAUAUUGGCCGUUGAACAAAGCUUUGUAGCAGAUUUUACUAUACAUCCAAAUGCUGAACCGGCCUCACGUAAAGUAAAGUUGGUUAGAUAUCAACAAAAUCCUGAAAAGUAUUGGGGACCUAAGGCAAGAGCUACUGGAAAACGGAAAGCUAAAGAUAUUGAGAAAGAUGAAGGUAUUGAACAAUCACCAUCUGUCAAAAGACAAUCUUAA
Molecule: messenger RNA, 267 nt
Organism: Dentiscutata heterogama
Lineage: Eukaryota; Fungi; Glomeromycota; Glomeromycetes; Diversisporales; Gigasporaceae
Source: the annotation of a GenBank genome assembly